This is a messenger RNA of Aspergillus candidus, 557 nucleotides long. RefSeq lists its product as uncharacterized. Lineage: Eukaryota; Fungi; Ascomycota; Eurotiomycetes; Eurotiales; Aspergillaceae. The transcript has a single exon. The record is from RefSeq and is a predicted model, not a curated record. The coding region runs from base 339 to 500 and encodes 53 amino acids.
GUCUAUCCAUCUACAUAUGUACUUGAUUUUCUAUGACGGUCGAUGGCCUACUCUUUCCGUUUUAAUGCUCACCGUUUGCCGCUUUUUGCUCACUGAGUAGAUCCGAGCACGCCCUGAGCAGCCGAAGGCGAUCACUGAGCACGGGGUGAGCGAGAGACCGAGUGCCCUGAGCGAGUAACCUCAAUAAACUACACUCCAUAUAAUAAUCACCCCCUUGCCCGCUUCUCUACUCGCAGUCUACUCUUGCCCGCCACACUGCCCUAAAGCCUAGUACUACCAUCAGGUCUCUUUUAAGAUCCUCCCAGCCGCAUUGAUCGUCAUCAGUGACAGCGUGGACGAUGCCCGCGCCAAGCGGUCAAAGCUCAACAGCCUCGUCCACUACAACAGCGCGAUUGCGUCCCUGUCGGCUGCUCUUAGGACCGAUGCAUCUGGGUUUGAAUCGGAUGGGCCUCUCCAGAGGACAUCCCCGAGACCAACACCAGCAAGACGGUGCGGGGUGAUGGGAUGCCGUGGUCGAGAGGCUUGUCCCCGAGCUGCGGGGUCGCGGGAUUGUCCGC